This is a messenger RNA of Parasteatoda tepidariorum (common house spider), 1086 nucleotides long. RefSeq names its product aprataxin (gene Aptx). The record is from RefSeq and is a predicted model, not a curated record. Gene Ontology annotation, biological process: single strand break repair. Gene Ontology annotation, molecular function: single-stranded DNA binding; mismatched DNA binding; single-strand break-containing DNA binding. Gene Ontology annotation, cellular component: nucleus. Lineage: Eukaryota; Metazoa; Arthropoda; Arachnida; Araneae; Theridiidae.
UAAUUUCGAACAGGACAAUCAAAAACUCACCUCUUUACUUUUUCAAUUAUUUAAAAAGGAAAUUAUAUUUGGUCGAGAAUGUUUGUGAGGGUUUUCUGUUCUUAUAAUAUUAAAUUGUAAAGGUAAAGCAGUGAGUUCCGUGUUACCAGUUUUCUUGUUUUCGCAGGACACUUGUCAGCUUAAAUUCUGUGCUCAUUUAAAAACUUUGUCGACAAUUUGAGCUUCAGUUCUAUGCAAAUCUGUAUUCUGAUAAACGGCAGAAAAAGAUGGGAAAAAAAAUGCUCACCACAAAUAAAUUCCAAAGUUUUUUUUUUUUAUAUUUACUAUUUUUUUUAAAAUAACAAUAACUAAAUAUGAAGAAGUUUUUAUCGUGUCUUAUUGAAAGAAAAAUAAAUAAAAGUUAAUAAUUGUAUUUAAGCACAGUCUCUCAUUGUAAAAACUAAAAAUGUCUUUUAAGAGAGGAACAGAGAAUAAUUCUGUAGCUUUGAAAAAAGCAAAAAUAGGACAUUGGAGCCAAGGUUUAAAAGCAUCUAUGGAAGAUCCAGAACUUUUAGUUGAGUCUGAUGAUUUGGUUGUUAUCAUUAAAGAUAAAUACCCGAAAGCUAGACAUCAUUAUCUAAUUUUGCCCAAAGAAAAUAUUCCUGACUUGAAAUCUUUAAAAUCAAGUCAUUUGCCUUUAUUGAAACACAUGCAUGAGCAAGCCAAUAAACUCACAGAAAGUAGGAUAAAUUCUGAAUGUGGAGUAAGAAUCGGUUAUCAUGCUGUUCCUAGUAUGAGUCAUCUACAUCUUCAUGUUAUCAGUCAAGAUUUUGAUAGUCCCUGUUUGAAGACCAAAACACACUGGAAUUCUUUCACAACCGAAUAUUUUAUAGAUUCUGAAGAUAUCAUUAGAGACUUGGAAAAUAAUUCUUGUGUAAAGUGUAUAGAUCCAAAUAAAUCUAAGGAACUUCUAAAACUGCCACUUAGGUGUCAUAAUUGCAAGCAAGAGUUACCUACGAUGCCAAAACUUAAAAGUCAUGUAUUGAAUUGUAAAAAAAAAUGAUGAUUAAUAAAUAUAUAAUUGUGAAUAAAGAUGUUUCUGAAAUA